CCGCCGCCGCCGCCGCCAUGACGGGGCUCGCCCUGCUCUACUCGGGGCUCGGCCUCGCCUUCUGGACCACGCUGCUGGGCGUCGGGAUCUGCUACACGAUAUUUGACCUGGGCUUCCGUUUCGAUGUGGCCUGGUUUCUGACCGAGACCUCCCCCUACAUGUGGUCCAACCUGGGCAUUGGCUUGGCCAUCUCCCUGUCUGUGGUGGGAGCUGCCUGGGGGAUUUACAUCACGGGCUCCAGUAUCAUUGGCGGUGGAGUCAAAGCCCCACGGAUCAAAACGAAGAAUCUGGUGAGCAUCAUUUUCUGCGAGGCCGUGGCCAUCUACGGGAUCAUCAUGGCAAUAGUCAUCAGUAACAUGGCCGAGCCUUUCAGUGGAGUCACCCCAGAAGAGAUUGGUGCCAGGAACUACCACGCAGGUUUCUCCAUGUUUGGAGCUGGUCUGACCGUGGGUUUAUGCAAUCUCUUCUGUGGGGUCUGUGUGGGCAUCGUGGGCAGCGGGGCUGCCCUGGCUGAUGCCCAGAAUGCCAGCCUCUUCGUUAAGAUCCUGAUUGUGGAAAUCUUUGGCAGUGCCAUAGGGCUGUUUGGAGUCAUCGUUGCUAUCCUGCAGACAUCUAAAGUAAAAAUGGGCUGAGCCCUCUUGCACUCAGCCUGUUCCAGCCCGCCCCAAGAGGUUCUGUAUAUACUUAUUUAA
Messenger RNA from Malurus melanocephalus (red-backed fairy wren), 692 nucleotides. It is a transcript of the gene ATP6V0B, whose product is annotated as ATPase H+ transporting V0 subunit b. Gene Ontology annotation, biological process: proton transmembrane transport. Gene Ontology annotation, cellular component: proton-transporting V-type ATPase, V0 domain. The coding region runs from base 18 to 632 and encodes 204 amino acids. Gene Ontology annotation, molecular function: proton-transporting ATPase activity, rotational mechanism. NCBI's taxonomy places the organism in Eukaryota, Metazoa, Chordata, Aves, Passeriformes, Maluridae. The record is from RefSeq and is a predicted model, not a curated record. The transcript is spliced from 9 exons.